AGCAACUCCUUGCCUACCCCAAGAUCCUUGAAGAUCAGGACCGAUAAAUUAAAUUACGGCUCUAUGAUAUAGGUUGUUGGCAUCUGUGCUGAAGUUUUCAAGCGGCGUAGGAGCUCACAUAGUCGAGAGGAAGAUCAAGGGCUAAUCCAUCAUACAGCAAGUAAGGCACAUAAGCCAAUGGGCGAGGACGAUGGUUCCAUAAGUGAAUCGGUUUACACAGAACGGGCCAUGUCUCGCCCUCUUACUCCACCUUCAGACGCAGAAACACCGAAACCGGACGAAGACACUUCUGCUGAUGAUGCUUUAUCAAUGGACUCUAAGUGGUCUUUGGAGGAUGACCUUAUUUUAUUAGAGCACGUGUUCAAAAAUCACAAGGCUCAGUGGAUGAUCGUGGAGCGGGAGUUGCAAAAGAAGCAUACCGCGUCUCUGUGUAGUGAACGAUGGGAUAGUCUCAAGAGGAAGCUACUCAAUAGCUAUACCUCGUCUCUCGCUGUUCGACCUACAGAGAACAAAUGUAAUAUAUGAUCUUUGAUGCCAUGAUAUAGUAUUGUACAUUUUUUAAAUACAUUUAACUAUUCGCUGAACAAUUAUAACCACACAUUUUGUAUCUACGCGAUUUGAA
Molecule: messenger RNA, 622 nt
Organism: Umbelopsis ramanniana AG
Lineage: Eukaryota; Fungi; Mucoromycota; Umbelopsidomycetes; Umbelopsidales; Umbelopsidaceae
Exons: 2
Coding region: 178-525 (115 amino acids)
Source: RefSeq, a predicted model, not a curated record